This is a messenger RNA of Vicia villosa (hairy vetch), 417 nucleotides long. RefSeq lists its product as uncharacterized. The coding region runs from base 1 to 417 and encodes 138 amino acids. Lineage: Eukaryota; Viridiplantae; Streptophyta; Magnoliopsida; Fabales; Fabaceae. The record is from RefSeq and is a predicted model, not a curated record. The transcript has a single exon.
AUGGCCCAAGUGCUCGCAAAGGGAAAUACUGUGUCCGUUGCUGCCUUGAAAAAGGCCGAUUCGGACAGCAAGGCUACCGAGGAGAAGCUAGGAAAGGUGGAGGCCGCUCUUGAGGCUUCUAGGGAAAAAGUGAAGAAGAAAGUUGAGGAGCUGGUAAAGAAAGAUGAGGAGCUGGACACGGAGAAAAAGAAAUUGGUGGAUCUGAAGGCGGAUUGGAAGCCGACCACUAAGGAAUCCAAGGACAUUUCUAGGUUGAAGACAAGAGCUGAGAUGGUCGACAAGAUUGAGUCCCUCAAGCUUGAUUGCCUUGAGAUGGCGGAGGCGGAUUUCAAGCGGGCGGUCGAACAACUGAAACAUCUGAACCCAGAUCUGAAGAUGGACAACAUCGAAUUGUCGUCCAAAACUGUGGAUGGUUAG